AGUUUGCUGUCGUUCAAUCAAAAAAUAAUGGCAUUUUUGUCGUUCCAACAACAUGGAUGUACGAAGAAGAUGAAAAAACAUUCACUGUUUACCCCCACAAAAAAAUAAAAAAUGAUCAAAAGCUAGUUAAAAAUAUGGAAGAACCGUCAUCAUCCUGGGAUGUAUUAGAAAUCAUGGUGUUAAAGACAGAAAUACCAAAUUUUCCACUAGCUGUUGCGUCAAUGAAAACUCGUGUGUAUCAUACUGACACAUCAUCAGAAGUCGAAAAGAUGAAGGAAAAAAGAAUUAUAAAAAAACGUAAGAUAUCGUCAAGUGAGGAUGAUUUAAAUUCAAUAUUUGACGCAAAAAGUGGAAAAGGCAAGAAAAAAUCCAAAAUUCUGAAAGAAACAGUAGUGAGGGCCGAUAAAGUCGAUACACGUGAACAGAGCAGAGAGAAAGUAAUGCCGAGCACAUUGAAAGAUGUGACUAAUUCAAAUAUGAAAACUACAAAGAGCAACAGUUUCACCACACAAAAGACAUUUAGACCAAAAACAACAGAUGCAUCUCAACCUGUUAAUCAAGAAUUUCAAAACAGUUUCAUUUCCAUGACUAGUUCAACAAGUGAUAGUGAUAACAAUGAAGAGCAAGCUAAGUUUCAGUAUGCAAAUGAAAAUCAAAGAAAUGAACUAGAAGAAUAUCAAGAUAACAAUCAAUACAUGGAUUCUAUGGAAUUUGAGGAUGUUAUGUCAUCGACUAAAUUGAAUCAUAAUGAAAGUAUCGGAAGCCGGCUCCAAAAAAUUGAAGAAAACAUCAGUACUAUGAUGAAGAAUCAAUCUUUAAUAUUGCAACAUUUAGAACGAAUAACUUUUCAAGGUGUUAACACUCAUGGAGCUCCACCAGUUCAUAACUCAACCGCUGAAUUAAGAUCGAUCUGUCCAAUAAGUGAUGAGAAGUUUUUCAAUGAGUUGGAGAAGAAACUUAGUACUUAUCUUAAAGAGCCAAAUAAGGACAAAGAAUUUGUCAAGAAAAGAGCAUCAAUGGUCGAUUACUACAAGAAAAGAAUUCGUGCUGUUGGAACAGCUGCACCAAAAAACAGCAUAAUUAAAUCUUUGAUUGAAAUUUAUUUCGAUAGCGAGUUUAUAGACAAAAUAUCCUGGCAAGAAACCAAUGGACGAUUUUCAAUAAAAAAUGCUAUCGGGCAUUUUGAUUUGUUCUUUGAUAUCGUUGAAGCUCAUUUACCUGGAACCUACAGCUCAUCGGAAGAUGCUUCAACAGCCGUCAAAAUUUAUUUACAUCGACGAAGAGAAAAUCAAGCUAAGCAUUUGAAGUUGACUAAUCAAAAUCGUUUAAAUGUCGAGGAAAAUCAAGAAAAUGAGUAAAAAAAUCAAAAAUAUCAAGAAAAUAGUAUAUCAUUAUUAAUCUUUGUUUAUUAUCAAGCCAUUGUUAUUAUCAUUAAUCAUUAUAUUGUUAUGUUGUAUGGCUUAUGUAAUGGCUUAUGUAUAUAAUUUAAAAUAAAUAUUAUUUAGAGUUAUUCUUCACAAAUUAACACGUUUUUCGUUAAAUUUUAAAAAAUUAUUUCAGUCAAAAUACAGCAUAUAUAUCACGGGUUAUGCUCGUCGUCUCGCCAUAGUAAUUUUGUCAUUUGAUCGUCAUAUGACCAUCAAUUGACGUUUUCAUUUGAUCGUCAAGUGACGAAUUUUUCGUCAAAUGACCAUCAUAUGAGGUCAUAAAUCGAAUCGAGACGACGUCGUGAUGAAGUCUUAUCAUCAUAUGACGAUCAUAUGAUCGUCAUUCAUGACGUCUUUAUGACGAUGACGGCUGUCAUAUGACAA
Messenger RNA from Chironomus riparius, 1811 nucleotides. The record is from the annotation of a GenBank genome assembly. NCBI's taxonomy places the organism in Eukaryota, Metazoa, Arthropoda, Insecta, Diptera, Chironomidae.